AUGGGGCGGAAAAAAGGCGGGAAGGGCUGUUGGCCUCGUGCUGCGGACGGCAUAGGCGGAAAAAAGGCGGGAAGGGUAUUUGGUCUCGCGCUGCGGACGCGACAGGCGGAAAAAAGGCGGGAAGGGCAUUUGGUCUCGCGCUACGGACGCGACAGGCGGAAAAAAGGCGGGAAGGGUAUUUGGUCUCGCGCUGCUGCGGACGCGAUUGGCGAGAAAAAGGCGGGAAGGACAUUCGGCCUCGCGCUGCGGCCCCGACAGGCGGAAAAAAGGCGGGAAGGGCAUUGGGCCUCGCGCUGCGGACGCGACAGGCGGAAAAAAGGCGGGAAGGACGAUUGGCCUCGUGCUGUGGACCCGACAGGCGGAAAAAAGGCGGGAAGGGUAUUUGGUCUCGCGCUGCGGACGCGACAGGCGGAAAAAAGGCGGGAAGGGCAUUUGGUCUCACGCUACGGACGCGACAGGCGGAAAAAAGGCGGGAAGGGUAUUUGGUCUCGCGCUGCUGCGGACGCGAUUGGCGAGAAAAAGGAGGGAAGGACAUUCGGCCUCGCGCUGCGGCCCCGACAGGCGGAAAAUAGGCGGGAAGGGCAUUGGGCCUCGCGCUGCGGACGCGACAGGCGGAAAAAAGGCGGGAAGGGCGAUUGGCCUCGUGCUGCGGACCCGACAGGAGGGAAAAAGACGGGAAGGUCAUUUGGCCUCGCGCUGCACGGGCGACAGGCGGGAAGGGCAUUUGGCCUCGCGCGGCGGACGCCACAGGCAGAAAAAAGGCGGGCAAGGCGACUAGGCUCGCGCUGUAGCCGCGACAGGCGAAAAGAAAGAAAGGCGGGCAGCGCAGAGCUGUUGUAUUACUGUAUUUUCUCUACAGUGGAAGCCGCAAUUGAUGAAGAACAAUAUUCUGUUAAAGUAAUUAAAAAGAAUUACAUUUAUGGCAACAUCAAACAUCAAGUGAACAUUUAUGUUAAAGUGUAUACAAAUAGUCCAUUUCUAGUAUGCAUGGAUUUGGCACUUUCUCAGAAAGAAGUAAUAGAUCCAAACUAUUUAUGGAUUGGACCCAAUGGAAAGAAUCUAAAAGGACAAAGUUACAUCAAUCUCACUGAAACAGGAAAACUGAUGGUGAGAGGUUUUCAGGAGUCUAUGUCUGGAUCUUAUACUUGCACUCUUUCUUAUAAAACCAUCAACACUGACAUACAAGAAGAGAGAGAGAAAUUUAAGACAUAUAAAUUUAUGGUAUAUGCAUAUCGGGAGCCUGACUACACAUACCAGAUAUCUGUUCGGUUUACUACAAAAGAGUGCAGACUAGCAGCUAAUGAUCAAUUCUUUGAAGAGCUGAAGAAAAUCUUGAAUGAUUUAAUCUCUGAUUUGACAUGUCAUGUUAUAGAACCAUCAUACAAAUGUCAUGUCAUCAAGAUACCAAAGCAUGGCCUCCUGGAUGAGCUAUUUGUUACUUUUCAAGUAAAUCCUUUUGCCCCAGGAUGGGAAGCAGUUUGCCAACAGAUUUCUUACGACUGUGAAGAUGUAACCAACAGAAGAGUUCAGGAGGCAAGAGAUCUCAUUGAAGAAUUUUUCCAUAAACAAACAUAUGUUCUGAAGCACGAGUUUCGGAAUGUACCUGCAAUACAUUAUAUAGACCAUAGUUUUGAAGUUACUCGCAUUGACAGCUGUCGUCCAGGUUUUGGAAAAAAUGAUGACACCCACAAUGACUGCGCUAGUUGCUGUGUGGUUUGUGACCCUGGAACAUACAGUCCUAACAAUGAAGUGAGAUGUCGGAUUUGUACAAGCAUUCGAAUCAAACACUAUGGAGCAAAAUCUUGCUAA
Malaclemys terrapin pileata is the source of this 1809-nucleotide messenger RNA. RefSeq names its product zona pellucida binding protein 2 (gene ZPBP2). Gene Ontology annotation, biological process: acrosome assembly; binding of sperm to zona pellucida. The transcript has 9 exons. Gene Ontology annotation, cellular component: acrosomal vesicle; extracellular region; zona pellucida receptor complex. NCBI's taxonomy places the organism in Eukaryota, Metazoa, Chordata, Testudines, Emydidae. The record is from RefSeq and is a predicted model, not a curated record. Bases 1 to 1809 code for a protein of 602 amino acids.